This is a messenger RNA of Mya arenaria, 1153 nucleotides long. Its product is annotated as receptor-type tyrosine-protein phosphatase O-like. Gene Ontology annotation, molecular function: protein tyrosine phosphatase activity. The record is from RefSeq and is a predicted model, not a curated record. Gene Ontology annotation, biological process: protein dephosphorylation. The transcript has 11 exons. NCBI's taxonomy places the organism in Eukaryota, Metazoa, Mollusca, Bivalvia, Myida, Myidae. Bases 59 to 1153 code for a protein of 364 amino acids.
GGGCGGAGCAGUAUCCGCGGUUGUUGUUCUGGUCCUAGUUGUAUUGGUGAUCUUCUUUAUGAGACGAAGACAGGCAGCGUGUUUCAAAAAGGACACAGAAAGCAUUACACAUACUUCCAGUGACCAAUUCGGUGAAAUGGGGACGAUGCAAACAAGGGAAAAACCUGUUGCUGUUUACAAACCUGGUCCAGUUAAACUGACUGAGUUUCCAGACUUUGUAGAGAAAAUGCACAAGGACAGUGAUCUUCUCUUUGCUGAUGCUUACAAGGCUAUUAAGGAAAAAAGCCCUAAACAUCCUUGUACAGUUGCUGAAUCUCAGAACUGCAGAGCGAAAAAUCGAUAUACCAACAUUCUGUCAUUUGACCACUCUCGAGUAAAACUUCGGCCGUCAGACGAUGUUGACGGAUCCGACUUUAUAAAUGCAAAUUACAUACCGGGCUACACAUCCCCAAGCGAGUAUAUUGCCACCCAGGGUCCGAUGCUGGCGACGUUUGACGACUUCUGGCGAAUGGUAUGGGAACAAAAUGUUGACACCAUUGUUAUGCUGACGAAACUCGUGGAAAAAGGAAGGAUUAAGUGUGAUAAGUACUGGCCGGAUGUGAAUGAACCAGUUUAUUACGGGGACCUGGUUGUCUCGGUGACGUCAGAGUCUAACCUCUCCGACUACACACUUAGAAUAUUCGAAAUCAAAAUGAAGGGGGAACGGCGUUCUGUCCGUCAGUUCGCUUACCUGAAGUGGCCAGAUAUGGGCUGCCCUGAGGAUCCGGAAAUGCUUCUGGAGUUCGUAAAGUCAGUGAAAGAGCACAACAAGCGCCCAGGUGGCGCACAAAAUGCUGGGCCCAUGAUUGUGCACUGCAGCGCUGGUGUGGGUCGGACGGGGACGUUUAUCGUGGUGGACCACGUACUGCAGCACAUUCGAGACCAUGACGAAGUGGACGUGUACAAACUCGUGCUUGAUAUGAGAAACCACCGAUGCAACAUGGUCCAAACUGAGGACCAGUUCAUCUAUAUCCACGAGUGUCUGAAGGCGUUUAUAACCUCUGACGAGGAUGACGAAGAGGAGGAGCCGGAAGAUGAACACCUGUACGAAAAUACACGUAUGGGGGAAGAUAAUAUCUACGAAAACACGGCAUACCAGAACGAUUCAUUAUAA